Messenger RNA from Piliocolobus tephrosceles (Ugandan red Colobus), 1166 nucleotides. RefSeq names its product alcohol dehydrogenase 1A-like. The transcript has 8 exons. Gene Ontology annotation, cellular component: cytosol. Gene Ontology annotation, molecular function: zinc ion binding; all-trans-retinol dehydrogenase (NAD+) activity. Gene Ontology annotation, biological process: retinol metabolic process; retinoic acid metabolic process. The record is from RefSeq and is a predicted model, not a curated record. Lineage: Eukaryota; Metazoa; Chordata; Mammalia; Primates; Cercopithecidae. Bases 66 to 893 code for a protein of 275 amino acids.
UUGAGCAGGGAAGAAAUCCACAGGAACUCACUUGUCUCCUGGUCUGCAGAGAAGACAGAAUCAACAUGAGCACAGCAGGAAAAGUCAUCAAAUGCAAAGCAGCUGUGCUAUGGGAGUUAAAGAAACCCUUUUCCAUUGAGGAGGUGGAGGUUGCACCUCCCAAGGCCCAUGAAGUUCGUAUUAAGAUGGCGGCUGUAGGAAUCUGUAGCACUGAUGACCACGUGGUUAGUGGUACCAUGGUGACCUCACUUCCUGUGAUUUUAGGCCAUGAGGCAGCCAGCAUCGUAGAGAGUGUUGGAGAAGGGGUGACUACAGUCAAACCAGGUGAUAAAGUCAUCCCACUGGUUGUUCCUCAGUGUGGAAAAUGCAGAAUUUGUAAAACCCCAGAAAGGAAGUACUGCUUGAAAAACGAUGCGAGCAAUCCUCGGGGGACCAUGCAGGAUGGCACCAGCAGGUUCACCUGCAGGGGGAAGUCCAUUCACCACUUCCUCGGUGUCAGCACCUUCUCCCAGUACACAGUGGUGGAUGAGAAUGCAGUAGCCAAAAUUGAUGCAGCCUCACCCAUGGAGAAAGUCUGCCUUAUUGGCUGUGCAUUUUCAACUGGUUAUGGGUCUGCAGUCAAAGUUGCCAAGGUAACCCCAGGCUCUACCUGUGCUGUGUUUGGCCUGGGAGGGGUCGGCCUAUCUGCUGUUAUGGGCUGUAAAGCAGCUGGAGCAGCUAGAAUCAUUGCGGUGGACAUCAACAAGGACAAAUUUGCAAAGGCCAAAGAGUUGGGUGCCACUGAAUGUAUCAACCCUCAAGACUACAAGAAACCCAUCCAGGAGGUGCUAAAGGAAAUGACUGAUGGAGGUGUGGAUUUUUCGUUUGAAGUCAUCGUCGGCUUGACACCAUGAUGGCUUCCCUGUUAUGUUGUCAUGAGGCAUGUGGCACAAGUGUCAUCAUGGGGUACCUCCUGAUUCCCAAAACCUCUCAAUGAAUCCUAUGCUGCUACUGACUGGAUGCACCUGGAAGAGAGCUAUUUUUGGUGGCUGUAAGAGUAAAGAAUGUGUCCCAAAACUUGUGGCUGAUUUUAUGGCUAAGAAGUUUUCAUUGGAUGCAUUGAUAACCCAUGUUUUACCUUUUGAAAAAAUAAAUGAAGGAUUUGACCUGCUUCACUCUGGGAAAAG